Limanda limanda (common dab) is the source of this 2130-nucleotide messenger RNA. Its product is annotated as myelin-associated glycoprotein-like. The record is from RefSeq and is a predicted model, not a curated record. The coding region runs from base 1 to 2130 and encodes 709 amino acids. The transcript has 9 exons. Lineage: Eukaryota; Metazoa; Chordata; Actinopteri; Pleuronectiformes; Pleuronectidae.
AUGAAAGGUGCCAUAAAGGUUUUCUUCAUAUGCUGUCUACUCCAAGGUAGCUCAUGCCAGCCCUGGGCAGCCUUCAUGCCUCAGACAGUGGAGGGUCUGAGCGGCUCCUGUGUCCUCGUCUCCUGCAGUUUCAGCUUGCCCCCAGAAUGGGAUCAACACCUGGAUGACUCGUGCAGAGCCAUCUGGAAGAGAGGCAGCUGGAGGAGAACACAAGUGUUUGAUUCCAGCCUAAACGGAGCAAGUGCAAGCCUGAACGUCCUGCAGGGAAACCUGACGGGGAAUCUGCGCGAGAAGGACUGCACCACCAUCUUCAACAACCUUCCCUCCAACCACUACGACAACUAUUACUUCAGACUGCAGUGUGACAACUCGCUGAAGUUCAACUUUCAAACCAGCGUCCUUAUCACCACUCAGGAUUCAUUCCCCAGACCUGCUCUGAAUCCAUCCAGGCUGGAGGUAGAAGAAGGGACGCCUGUGAGGCUGAACUGCUCCGCUGUCACUCCCUGUCCCGUUCUUCCUCCAGUUUUGACAUGGACGCCAAAUAUAGGUGACGUCGAGGAGAGCAUCGACAGUAAAUCUGUGACCUCUCUUAUGAACUUCACUGCUUCUCACCUUCACAACGGACAGAAGAUCUCCUGCAACACCGUCUACAGCCGACAAGCUGGCAACAGCGACCUCCUGUAUGAAAAGAGUGUGACCCUGCGUGUUUAUUAUCCUCCGAACAACACGUCGAUCAGUUACCCUUCUCCUGCACAGGAGGGCCGCUCCCUGACUCUGACUUGCAACGCUAACGCAAACCCAGCCGUGGACAGCUACACCUGGUACAAAAAGGAUGGAGAUCAGGUGUUAGCAGUGGGCUCCCAGAAGAGGCUUUUAACCACAGUCUCAGAAGCAGACAACGCCUUUUUCUGCAAAGUCAGUAACCGAUAUGGAACCCAGAACUCAUCCGUCACUCAGAUUGAUGUACAGUUUUCUCCCAAGGACACGACGGUGAUAGCCGAACCCUCCGGUCCAAUACUGGAGGGCAGCUCUGUUUCUCUGUUCUGUCGGAGCCGUGCCAACCCCUCGGUGACCAACUACACCUGGUACAGGGACGACGUCGAGGAAGAGGAGGCCGGAGCGAGCCUGGUUCUGAGCAGCGUCGACCUGAGCCAUAGUGGUGAUUAUCACUGUGAAGCAAAAAAUGCCCUCGGAGAAGACGCAUCAGCAGCUGUCCAUCUGGACAUUCAGUAUCCGCCGAAGAACACGUCCGUGCUGGUUGAGCCUUCUGCUCCGGUGCCGGACGGCCGCUCUGUGACCCUGACGUGCACGAGCGUCGCCAAUCCAGCAGCGAUGAACUUCACCUGGUUCAGAGUGAGAGCGAGACAAAACGAGGUGGUGGGUUCUGAGACAGACUUCACCUUCAAUGUGACCAAGCUCUCAGAGGAUUACUUUUACUGUGAAGCCCUGAAUGUCCACGGAGCUCGAUACUCAGAACCUGCCCACAUUGAAGUCGCCUUUGCUCCAGAGAUCCUGCCUUCCUCCCGCUGCAUCAAGAUUUUAUCCCAAUUCCGCUGCUCCUGUGAGAGCCAGGGGAACCCGCUUCCCUCCCUGGUUUGGGAAUUGGCCGGGGAGCCUGUCAAUCACUCCGCUGACAUUCCGAUCAGGGAGGUUACCCUGGGGGGUUUUGGCAAGAGGAGCGUCAUCACUCUGUACCAUCUGGACAAAGACGUGCCCUCUCUACUCUGCCUCACCAUCAACUCUCUGGGCUCUGAUAGUUUGGCCUUCAACGUGUCUGCCAGUGAAACUCAGCUUGACUUUCCAGGCUUCCAUACUGUGUCUCUGCUGAUUGGCUCUGCAGCGGGAGCACUGGGGAUGCUGCUGAUGUGUGUGCCGCUGUUGCUCUGUUGCAGUAAUGCCAUUCUUGAGGAGGAAGAUGGAGCCUAUGUGGACUUUGAUAAACUCCAGGUCAGUACAGAGGGAAAGCUCGAGGAGAUCACAGGCCUGGACUCCAAGACGACAAAUUCUGAAAUCUGCUUGCUAUCAGAAGAAUGCAAUGGUGGAAAUGCAAAGAAGGAGGAAACAGGUGCAAACACUGAGGAAGAUGUUGAUGGUCUUACGGGACAGAACAGUGACAAAGUAAUGGCUUAA